Parathielavia appendiculata is the source of this 1957-nucleotide messenger RNA. RefSeq names its product MFS general substrate transporter. Gene Ontology annotation, molecular function: transmembrane transporter activity. Gene Ontology annotation, cellular component: membrane. The record is from RefSeq and is a predicted model, not a curated record. Gene Ontology annotation, biological process: transmembrane transport. The transcript is spliced from 6 exons. Lineage: Eukaryota; Fungi; Ascomycota; Sordariomycetes; Sordariales; Chaetomiaceae. Bases 255 to 1835 code for a protein of 526 amino acids.
GUCUUGUCGGCAGCUGCUAUGGAUCUCCUACGUGAACGGCUAGCCAUGGCAAGUUGUUACUGUCUCGGCCUAAUGACAGGCGAUCUACGUGUUUGCAGCAGCUUCACUUGUCAUGGCGGUAGUUUCCUUCUUCGACUCUUAAGAGAAUGAUAUCUGGGAUCCACCUCCGUGGUCCCUGUCAAUUGUAAACAGACAUCGGUCUACCACGUCAUUUACCUUGUUAGCUAUCAACAGCUUCUCUGGAACGGUUCAAGAUGGCUUUUGACAAGCAAUCGCAGCCAGCAUCAAGGACUGACGAGAUCACCACCGCCCCUAAUCCCAACACUGCGCCGAGGAACGGACUUCGCGAUAAAGCCACAGAGUUCCUCGAAACCCACGGCGCAGGAGAUAACUCGUUCACCUACGAAGACGAACGCGCUGUGCUCCGCCGAAUUGACUUCCGUCUCCUGCCUCUCCUCCUGGGAGCCUAUUUCUUUCAGCAGCUCGACAAGAGCUCCCUCAGCUAUGUCUCCAUCUUCGGCAUCUCCAAAGACGCGCACCUCGUCGGCAAGCAGUACUCGUGGCUCGGCUCAAUCCUCUACCUCGCGCAGCUCGUCAUGCAGCCGCUGGCCGCCUACCUCCUGGUCAAGCUCCCGACGGGCAAGGUCAUUGGCGCCGCCAUCGUUUUCUGGGGCUCGUCGCUCGCCAUCAUGUCGGCCUGCACCACCUUCCCGUCCCUCCUGGGCCUGCGCUUCAUGCUGGGCGCCUUCGAGUCCAUGAUCGCGCCAAGCUGCGUCGCCGUCACGCAGAUGUUAUGGCGCCGCGGCGAGCAGACGCUCCGCACGAGCUAUUGGAACGCCAUGAACGGUAUUACGGCAAUUGUGGGUAGUUUGUUUACGUAUGGGUUGGGUCAUAUUGAGGGCCGGACUAUGUUCAAGUAUCAGAUUAUCUUCUUGUUUUGCGGGCUCCUGACGGUCUGCUAUGGCGGCGUGGCCCUGGUGUUUAUGCCUGACUCGCCCAUGGAGGCAAAGUAUUUGAGUGAGAGAGAGAAGGUGGUCGCCGUCGAGCGGCUGCGGGCAAACCAAGUGGGGGUGGCGUCGAGGGCGUGGCGGUGGGAUCAUGUCUGGGAGACGCUGAUGGACUUCAAAACGUGGUGCUGGUUUGUGGCCAUCGUGGCUAUUUCUGGGGGCAUUUCGACGUUUGGCAGCCUCAUCGUCAAAGACUUUGGUUAUACCAACUUUGACGCCAUUCUCUUCAACAUCCCGUUCGGCGCCAUCCAGUUCUUCAUGAUCAUUGGGUCCGCGUGGGCCGCCACACACUGGCAACGCAAGGGGCUGACCAUUGCGGCCGUCAGCGUUUUGCCCAUUGUCGGAACACUCCUUAUGCUGACAGUUCCUCGGACGGGAACCAACAAGGGCGUCUUGCUGUUCGGAUACUAUCUGUGUGCGCAGAAUACGGGCGGCGACACGAAAAAGAAGGCCACUUCGGCCAUAGUAUUCAUCGGCAUGUGCACUGGGAAUGUCAUUGGGCCGCUGCUCUACGACGAGGCCCAGGCACCGCUCUACCGGGUCGGACUCAUCUCCAACCUCAUCAUGUUUGCCCUAGUUGGUGGCAUCUCAGCUCUCAUUCCUUGCUACCUCAUGUAUCUCAAUCAUUGGCACGCCAAGCGACGCGAGGAACUAGGCAAGAAUGCCGCCCUCAUUGACGAGUCCAUGAUGGACAAGAGCCAGAUGGAGCACAGCAAGGCCGUCGAGGUCGAAGACGCUAAUACCCGUAGGCAGAAGGCACUUGAGGAGGACAAUGCGCUAAAGGACAUGACUGACCUGCAGAAUGAGGACUUCAUCUAUGUUUAUUAAGGUCUUGGGCAUCAACAUGACUGGAAUUCACCCCGAGUCCAGCGUUGAGUCAGGGGCAAUAGCCCCUGAGCCGGGUUAGGGUUGAGAGUUACGCUUGAAUUGAACACCCCCAAUUGACGCCC